Rotaria socialis is the source of this 1767-nucleotide messenger RNA. NCBI's taxonomy places the organism in Eukaryota, Metazoa, Rotifera, Eurotatoria, Philodinida, Philodinidae. The record is from the annotation of a GenBank genome assembly.
AUGGUCGAGGCAAAGCAAUCUGGUGUUAGAUCUCGUUUUACAGAUCUUAGCGAUGAGCCUGUUGAUCACAUGUUGGCGCCGAUAGGAGGGUAUCAAGAUAGGCCGCUUGUUUCACUCUCAAAAGCUGUUGAACCCGUUGCUGGAUUUUUUGAUAAAAUCGAAGACCACAUUUUUGUUGCAUUAAAUAAUUGUCAAAAUCCAGCUGAAGAAUUAACUCAAGAUGAAUCAGCUUCCAUACACCUAUAUACAAUGCAAUUUGAUGGUGACUCCAGUUUAUAUUUGCUGCUUAAUGAAUCAUUACGUGCUGAAAAUCGUGGAGAAUUGCUGCCAUGGUUUUCGCUUCUCAAAUUAUUUCUUACGGCAUUGCACAAAUUACCCUCACAAAGUGGAACAGUAUGGCGUGGAAUAAAAGGUGUGGAUUUAAGCUCAAAAUAUAAAACUGGUACGAAAUUCGCUUGGUGGGGAGUGAGUUCAUGUACUACUCAUGUUGAAGUGCUUGAAGCUGAUGAAUUUUUGGGCAAACACGGACAACGAACACUCUUUUCAAUUGAAUGCAUCAAUGGAAAAUCGGUGGCAAAACAUUCGUAUUUCAAAAAUACUGAAAAAGAAAUAAUUCUCAUGCCUGGUUCUUAUUUUGAAGUCAUGAGUCAAUUAAGCCCUGCACCAGGACUCUAUAUUAUUCAAUUAAAAGAAAUCACGCCACCAAUCACAUUUGUUAAACCGCCGUUUGUGAAAUUAAACGAACCGAAGUCAACUCCAAUCGCUCAUCAGUCAAGUGCAUCUUCAUCAUCAUCAUCAACCACAAUGAAACCUGUCCCAAGUGCUUCCAGUAAAAUCUCAUCGAAAACAAAAAUUAAUAUUCCUGCUAAUGCUACAUGGAAGCAGAACGGAGUGACUAUUGCUGGAGGUCACGGAGAAUGUGAUGCCACUAAUCAACUCAGCUACCCUUACGGUCUCUUUGUUGAUGAUGAUCAAACAGUGGUUAUUGCUGACUGCGGGAAUCAUCGUAUCAUGCAAUGGAAGAACGGUGAUACAACGAAUGGACAAGUUGUUGCCGGUCGUAAAGGCGCAGGAAAUGGAUUACAUCAAUUGAAGCGUCCAAUUGAUGUGUCAAUUGACAAAGAGACGAAUAGUCUCAUUAUUUGUGAUCAAGAGAAUCGACGAGUUGUACGAUGGUCUCGUCGUAGUGGUACAACACAAGGUGAAAUACUCAUCGACAACAUCUAUUGUUGGGGAUUAGCCAUGGAUGAGCAGAGAUAUUUCUACGUCUCUGACCGCGAAAAACUUGAAGUAAGACGAUAUCGAUUGGGUGAGAAGAAUGGCACUCUCGUAGCUGGUGGUAAUGGUGAAGGGGAUGGUCUUAAUCAACUCAACUGGCCGGCAUCUCUCUUUGUCGAUCGAGAUCAUUCAGUGUACGUAUCAGACACCUGGAAUCAUCGUGUGAUGAAAUGGGUGGAAGGUGCAAAAGAAGGUAUUGUGAUUGCUGGAGGACAAGGCAAAGGGAAUGCUCUGACACAAUUGUCUUCUCCUACGGGACUCUUCGUUGAUACGUUGGGUACACUCUAUGUAGCAGACACGCGGAAUCAUCGUGUAAUGCGUUGGACUCAAGGAGACAAGAAACAGGGCACUGUAGUUGUGGGUGGAAACGGUCAAGGAGCAGAAGCAAAUCAGUUCAGCAACCCCACUGGUUUGUCUUUCGGUCGACAUGGUAAUCUCUAUGUCGCCGAUUGGAAAAAUCAUCGUGUUCAACGAUUUUCUAUCGAAUAA